Molecule: messenger RNA, 2649 nt
Organism: Loa loa (African eye worm)
Lineage: Eukaryota; Metazoa; Nematoda; Chromadorea; Rhabditida; Onchocercidae
Exons: 17
Coding region: 1-2106 (701 amino acids)
Biological process (GO): membrane protein ectodomain proteolysis; Notch signaling pathway
Cellular component (GO): plasma membrane
Molecular function (GO): metalloendopeptidase activity
Source: RefSeq, a predicted model, not a curated record
AUGGAAGGCGGAAAAGAGGCGAAUUUAAAUGAAAGAUUGAAAUAUUACGAAAUUAUCGAAGUGAAUCGGCGGAUCGAAAAACGAGGCGUUGUGGAUAACAAUGUUUUGUACAACAAACAACAACGAUUAAUUUUUAGAGCAUUCAAUCGUUUUUUUGAUAUAUAUCUUACACCAAGGAGAGGUAUUCUUCAUACGAAUUUCAAGUGUCGAGAAAUAGACGGAUAUGGGCAUGAAAAAGUAUGCUCAGUUAGUCCGGAUGAACAUUUCGGUGGUCACUUGCAUGGUGCUGCUGAUUCAAUAGUAACAAUUAGCUUCAAUGAUGAGGGCUCGUUACUGGGCACUGUACAAAGUGACGGGGAAAUUUACGUCUUCGAGCCUGCAAAAAUCCAUUUCAAAACAGCUCAUCCCUGGGAAGUCUUAGCUUAUCGAAAUUCGGAUUUAAAACUAAAUUAUGAGAUGGGUAACGGAUCAUUUUGUUCAUCGAUAUUAACUGGGAACCCGAAUAAUGCAUCAUUUUUUCAAUCAGUGCGAAUCAAGCGAUUGUCAGCAUUGCCAGCGCAUAAAAACCGGUGCGCCUUACGCGUGGUUGCGGAUUAUCGAUUUUUUAGGACGAUUGGAAAUGGUAGCCAAGCUUUCUCUGCUCGAUAUUUGAUAAAUGUAAUUGAUCGUGUUAAUGCAUUGUAUACAACGACUGAUUGGGGCAUCGAUGAGGACGGCCGACGAUUGAUUAAUAUGGGUUUCAUGAUAAAAGAAAUGAUAAUUCAUACGUCUCCUACUGUUAAUCAACGUAACCAUUACAAUUCAAAUACCGAUACUAAACGAAGUGUCAAAGCUGUUCUUGACAAUUUUUCCCGGAACCAAGGAUCUGAUAAAUACUGCCUUGUUCACCUGUUUACAGCACAGUCUUUCGAGAAUGGCGUUCUUGGCUUAGCUUAUAUUUCAUCACCUGAACUUGAUGCAGCGGGUGGGAUAUGUUCAGUGCAGAAUAGGGAUCAAUUAGGUGUUGUCUAUUACAAUACUGCUCUCUCAAGUGCAAAAGCUACUCAUGGUGGCACGGUGGUAUCACGUGAAGCGGAUAUCGUAACGGCUCACGAGUUAGGUCAUAAUUGGGGUGCUACACACGACGAUUUAUCGGUGGAAUGCUCACCACCAUACAGUUUAGGUGGUUCCUAUGUUAUGAACACUUUUUCCGUCUCCGGAUAUGAUGAAAAUAAUAACCGUUUUUCGCCAUGUUCACGCCGUCUCAUUGGAAAGGUUUUGUCACGAAAAGCAAAUAUUUGCUUUGAACCUGAAAUGAAUGCAUUCUGUGGUAACGGUAAAGUGGAAAAUGAUACAAAUGGUUUUGCAGAAGAAUGCGAUGUUGGUGGUUUGCUUUCCGGAACUACUGACAAUUGUUGUACAUCGUAUUGUCGUCUCAAGCCGAACGCAAUCUGUUCACCGAAAAACAGUCCAUGCUGUUCAAGUAACUGUCAAUUUCUUCCAUCGACUCAUAUUUGUCUUCAUGAAAAUCGAUUUCAAUGCAAGCUUGCCUCAUACUGCACAGGCAAUUCAGGUGAAUGUCCAGAACCUGGCUUCGUGCAAGAUGGUACACCUUGCAUUGAAGAUGGUGAGUGUCUGAAGGGCCACUGUCUCACGUUCUGUGAAAGACCGUCUGUCAACAAGAAACCGUGCAUGUGCAGUAGAGAAGCAGUUGCUUGCCUGCGUUGCUGUCGUUCUGAAAACGGGACGUGUGAGCCAUACAGUUAUGAUCCGAAGUAUAUCUUAAAAGAUGGUACUCGUUGUAUUCACGGCACAUGUUCGCGUGCCGUUUGCAUUAAAGAAGUUGCUGAUUUCGUUUCUCAUUUUUGGAAUAUUAUCGAAAAUCUUGAUGGAACGAACCUCUGGAAAUUCGUUGGCGACAAUUUGGUUGGUAUCAUUGCAGCUGUUGUUCUGAUUAUAUGGAUUCCUGCAAGCAUACUUAUCCAUAAAAUAGAUAAAGCACGUGAAGUUGCAGCAUCAGAAGAAAGUGAAAGUCAUAUCGAGGUUGUCGGAGAGAAAUCGAUUUACAAAUACAUUAUUAAUUCACAUUUUCCGGGAGGUGAUGUCGAUGGAAGUUCACGAUACUAACUGCAAAUAGUAUUCAGGAGGAAAAUUUAUGAAGCAAAAGUAGGCAAACCAAUCAACUUUUAUUCAAAGCUUUGUAGUCUUGUAUUAUGUAAUCGUUAAUUGACUUUGGAUUUCGUCCUGUAAGCGAUUUUACUAUUUUUUUGACUGUAAUUUUGUUCACUGGAAUUAGAUGUUUUGUUUCUAACUCCUCAUUUCUAUUCGCUUCUUUAAUACAGAUGGCCAAAUGUGUUUUCUUUUAGUUGCGUAAAGUGAAAAUGCAUUAAUUUGCUUGAAUUCGAAAUUGGAAGCUGCCCCUUUAAUAAGAUCAGAAUGUACAAAUUGAUCAGUCAAAAUGCACAAAUUGAUCAGGUGAUCUGUGAUUCUUAAUGAUUAACACCAUAUAGAUUCCAAGCUUUAGAUUGGUUUCCUACCGAUUUCAGAAACAUUUUUGAUACAAAAGCUUGCAGAACUUGGUAAUUGUCUUUUUUCAAAGGAUGCCUUAUGAGUGGAGCUUGAAACUGUUAUCUUUCUGGAUUACUAAAAGGUCAUUGUUCAAAAUACCAG